Metarhizium acridum CQMa 102 is the source of this 675-nucleotide messenger RNA. The record is from RefSeq and is a predicted model, not a curated record. Lineage: Eukaryota; Fungi; Ascomycota; Sordariomycetes; Hypocreales; Clavicipitaceae.
AUGUACGCCAUCUUCCGGGACUCGAUACACUUCGAAGAACGAUACUUCAAUGUGCGAUCUGUCUACAGAUCUGACGGAACCCUGAACAGAAAUAAAUCCAAUGUUGUUUUCUCUGGGCCUCCUCGCCCAGAGCUAGAAGAAGCAUGGGACAAUAUCCUACACUAUCAAAAUUUCCGUGUCCAAGAGCAUGAGCUUGGAGAGUUCAAAGGACAAAAGAGUCUCAUUAAACUGAGCGACGGUAGCGGAUACUACAUGACAGUUGCUGUUCAGCAUGCACUUCACUGCGUUCAGAGGCUUCAUCGAUACAUGUACAAGGAUCAUUACCACGCAGGGUUAUCUGAUGAAGACGCACUCGCCUUGAAACAGCAUACAGAACACUGUCUGGAUUGGCUUCGGCAAUACGUGCAAUGUAAUGCCGAUACAACACUCAUUCCCAUUCGCUGGGCGGCAAGUGUUCCUGGACCCGUAUCCAAAGACUGGGGAAAACACCAGUGUGUGGCCUGGGGGCCCAUUGUGGAUUUCAUGGCCAGUCGCGCAUUUGACCCUUUGCAACCUGGGCUACUUGUUCAUCCAACUUUUGGGAACCCCUAUGCAAAAGAUGAGGGAGCUCAUACUGGCGCAGUUGACUUGCAUGGUGGUGGUUUGUAUGGAGGUGAUCAAGGACCGGAUGUGUAG